AUGUCAGCGUUGUGCGAAAAACGGAUUGGAAUAAGACCCCGACUACACACUUCAUUGGCCCCUGAGGUGGCGCCGUCGACCAGUCUACUACCCUUGGCCACCAGUCAUACCCCGUACGAAACUCAACUACACGAUCUCCCCAAUAUUUCUGUUUCCACUCCUAGAGGUUCAAAUGCAAUCCUAAACUGUGACUUUGAGACAACCGUUGGCGCCCUGCCGAGUGGGCUUCCAGAUGUGCCCGAACUUCACUCUCCCCUAACCUCUCGCCUGAAAUCUACAGCUCGCUUGGAUACCAACAGAUUGACCUUGACACCCUAUCUAUCACAACCUUCGAUGAGAUCCCCCAAUACAAUUGAAAUUAUCGAGUUGACGGCACCACCCGAAAUCCCCGAAGUACCAUGGACACAGUCUAUUGUAUCUCCAACCGCACCUGGAGACCAAUUGGCGGACCAAGCCUCUACUUCUGCUUCAUAUAAAUCACAGUCACUUGCCAUCAUUCGAGCACCUGCUGGAUUAACUUCUGGCCAGGCCAGCUUGUUUGAAGCACUAUUCAGUCUAGCGCAACCCUAUUCUAUAGCCCCUCCAGCAUUUGAACCCCUUCCUAACUCAACUCAGUAUCUCUCGUCAAGCCCGUCAUCAUCUUCGCAAUCCCCUUGGACAUCCCCUGAUGUGGAAGAUGAUGCGUCGGAUACAAGCGAAGACGAUGAUCAAGAUAACGCAAGACAAAUAUGGUGUUCGUCUCCCGUGAUGGACAGUUCGAUCCCAACCAAUUCACUGCCAUAUGUUUUACAAAGCUAUGCCAACUGGUUAAACUAUACCAUGUUCGAGCCACUAAAUCUCGUAUACCCCACCAAAGAAUGCGUAGUCUGGAAAUUUGGAAGCUCCCAAGAGUCGCGGACGAAAAUAAUCCUUAUUGCUAACGCCAUGAUAUACGAAACUAUCUGCAUAUUCAAAUCCAAGUCCCGAAUAACUCCGGCAUCAGAGAAACAGUACGCCCAAGCAGCGCUAGAUCACAUAGUUGAGAUAAUCGGGGUACAGUUGUAUUCAAGUCCGCUCUCAUCAGUUAUUCGACUUUUGGAAGAUACUGCCCCCGUCUUUCGCGCUGCAUGCCCAGAUCCCCCUACUCAACUCGUCAAUUUACCGGACCUUUUGCUUGGACCGUGGGUUCACUUGCGGUACUUUGCAGUCACAGACGUGACCCUCAGCAUUACUACCGGACGACCUAUGUUUUUCCGCUACGAUAUCGAAUUCUCUCUCGAACUUUGUGAACGGAUGGUCCAACGAAAAGUCAAUUUUGGUUUAACCUGGAUGCAUGGCAUGCCUGACCAAUUGGUAGUUUUAUUCGCAUGGAUGAACAGCUUACGGGAAGAAGCCCAGAUUGGGACGCCGAUUCGAACAGAGGUGAUUACUCGAAUCGAACAGGAUAUCAAACGAUUGAAGAUCGUGCCCAGCAAGGCCGCCGAUCCAAUGCUCAAAGUUGGGAGAUUUGUUGUUCAAGAAUGUUGGCGUCAGGCUGCGUACAUCUAUCUAUAUAUGGCUCUCUGCGGCGCCCAUGCACAGGACACGAGGGUUAAAAAACAGACAAAGGCGUUUAUGAGGCUCGUCAAUGGCACAGCGCCUGGGCGAAAUCCUGACGCUUUUCUAGUAAUUCCCGCGGUAGUCGCCGGAGUUGCAGCGACAAAGCUCAGCGACAGAGAAACACUGCGGGCGCGCUUAUCAGCGUUACCUGAAUGUAGACCGGGUACUUGCCGACACGAUAAUUUGCGGAUACUCGAGGACCUUUGGAUAAGAACAGCUGACGAGGGCCGACCGCCAGUUUGGGAGGACUUGCGAGUGAGUUGCUUGAGGAUUGUAGGUAUGUAG
Messenger RNA from Rhizoctonia solani, 1863 nucleotides. RefSeq names its product Fungal specific transcription factor domain. The coding region runs from base 1 to 1863 and encodes 620 amino acids. NCBI's taxonomy places the organism in Eukaryota, Fungi, Basidiomycota, Agaricomycetes, Cantharellales, Ceratobasidiaceae. The transcript has 7 exons. The record is from RefSeq and is a predicted model, not a curated record.